Molecule: messenger RNA, 726 nt
Organism: Pelobates cultripes (western spadefoot toad)
Lineage: Eukaryota; Metazoa; Chordata; Amphibia; Anura; Pelobatidae
Source: the annotation of a GenBank genome assembly
AUGGACAUAUCUAGUCAUUUCUUUGAGAAACAAACAACAGCCAGAAAAGAGGAAGUGAAGAGAAAACGUGCCAUCCUAGAGAGGAUAAUUGAAACCAUAAAGCUGAUUGGAAAAAGAGGCCUAAGCUAUCGGGCAACAGCUGAAGCAGCAUAUACGUUAGAUAAUGAAAAGUUGGACCAUGGAAACUUCCUUGAGAUUUUGCUACUCUUAAGCAAGUUUGAUCCCUUGCUGAAAAAUCACUUUGAUACAGUUAUUAAAAAAAGUAAAAAGCAGCAUCAAAGUGCAGCAAGUAGCAAAGGACGUGGUGGCUUUGUUACAUUAAUUACAAAAACUACAGUCAACAAUAUCAUCUGUGUAAUUUCAGCACUUUUGAAAAAAGGUAUUGCCCAAGAGAUCAGAGAUGCCGGCAUGUUCUCAAUACAGCUCGAUACAACACAGGAUAUAAACGUCUCAGACCAGUGUUCAAUAAUAAUUCGGUAUGUCACAGAUGUGGUCCAUGAACGUCUGGUUGCUGUGGAAAAUUGCACAUCCACGCCAGGGAAGGCUUUGUGUGAACUGGUUUGCAAUGUAUUGGAAUCCAUGGAAAUUGAGGUUACGAACUGUGUUGGGAACUCAACAGAUGGAGCUUCGAAUAUGCAGGGUCAGUACAACGGAUUCAGCACAUGGCUGAGUAAUAAAGCACCUGGCCGGAUUCAUGUGUGGUGCUACGCACAUGUACUAAAUUUG